Molecule: messenger RNA, 2382 nt
Organism: Daldinia decipiens
Lineage: Eukaryota; Fungi; Ascomycota; Sordariomycetes; Xylariales; Hypoxylaceae
Product: cholinesterase
Exons: 4
Coding region: 281-2281 (666 amino acids)
Source: RefSeq, a predicted model, not a curated record
ACAAUCUACUCUAGACUUGUUUGGGACGUUGGGGGACAUGAUCUCCACACGAUAUCCACAUCCACGUUCCCCAUCCCACCUCAACUAGCUCACUUUGGACCUAUAUCUAGGAUAAUAUACUUGUGCAAUGAAUUGUUGCUAGUAGAGACAUACGAAGGGCCGAGGAGGUGGUACGUGAUAACUCUGGAUUCCGGUGGAAACUACAAUACUUACUGUUGAUUUGCUCCUAAUUUUAUUCAGAAGCCGGCAUGCACCUCCUAGAGACGUUGCUAUUUUCACGAUGCUGUUAGGAUUACCAUUUGCAGUCUUUGCCGUUGGAGCUAUAGCGGUCCCCUCUCCGCAGACCCUAGACUCGAGUCUUACGUUACUAAUUGACAAUGAUCUACAAGGGGCGAAUAGCCCUGUAUCCAACUCCGGCGUUUUGUUGCUAGAAGCGCGGUCGUUAGAGAACGCUCGCAAGACAUGUGAGGCGGUGGGUGAACAGCUCUGGUCACUUGAGUCGGGAACGAAAAGUAUUCAAGCCAACUUGAAUUAUCUGAAAUAUAUAGAUCUAGAUCUGGGUCUCUCGCAAUUCUGGGUUGCGUCUGGGAACCAGUCGGCUCGGGCUAUAGACAUAGACGGCCGUAUAGUUCACGCAGAACCGAAGGCUAAGCUCCCGGUUCUAUGCUCCCAAUCGGCACCAUUUUCUAACGUAGUGGCUCAGGAUACGGGCGAGAGAUGGCAAAUCACUGUGAAGUCUAACAAUGAAUCUCUUACGGGGUACCGUGACCGCUUGAGUUUUCGCUUCUUAGGGGUUCGAUAUGCACCGCAACCUAAGCGAUUCACGUAUUCUGAGCCUUACGUCGGCAAUGGGAGUGAGGUUUCUGCGUUGGAGUAUGACUCUCGGUGCCUUCAGGCGGGGAAUAUCGGGUCUGAAGAUUGCUUGUUUCUGAAUAUCUGGACCACUCACAUCCCAGCCAAACCUACUACUAAAAAGCUGAAGCCGGUCAUGUUUUGGAUACACGGAGGUGCGUUUAUAAACGGAGCAGCAAGCGAUCCUACGUUCGACGGAGGUAAUCUAGCGUCAAGGGGCGAUGUCGUCGUGGUUACUGUCAACUAUCGGUUGACUACCCUCGGAUUCCUGGCCUUAAAUGACGGCGUCACUAAUGGUAACUUCGGCCUUGCUGACCAGAUUAACGCUCUUGAGUGGGUAAGGAGGAAUAUCAAGGACUUCGGUGGCGACCCUGAUAGAAUCACCAUAUUUGGACAGUCGGCCGGCGCGGGGAGUGUCCACGCCCUGAUAGCCUCUCCGAAGUCUAUCGGGAAGUUUGCAGGGGCUAUACCCGUCAGCAAUCUUGCCAAUAAAGAUCCCAGCACGGGCUACACAGAAUAUUACACGAUCGAAGAGGAAGUCGAGGCAUUAGGAAACACCAUCUUAAAAGAAACCGGCUGUGCGAACGCUACGUCUCAAGUAGACUGUCUGCGAUCGAUAUCGCCUCAUACUCUCGCGGGAGGCCUAAGCACCUUUGCUAAGUUCCCGGUUGUUGACGGCACAUAUCUCACAUCCGACAAGCUUCAACUCGAAGGGCCCACGCUUCCGGUUCGUAUCAUGAUGGGAACUACUCGCGACGACGGCGGCCCAUUCAUCAGUUACCCUACGACGACGAACCAGACAGAGUAUCUAAUAUCCCAAGGCUACGACGUGCCGCCGCCAGACCUCUUCCCAAUUCCCAACAUAGAGAACAAGACUUUAGCUCUGUUCAACAUGGCCACUCGUCUUGUUACAGACAGUAUUUUCCGAUGCGGUGAUCAGGCUACAGUGUCCGGUGGUCUUCGAAAUAAUCGGUUCCACCCCGUCUACUUCUACGAGUUCAACAGGACCUACCAGCUUUCAGACUGGCCGAAGAUCGACGCCUGCGAGCCGCCCAAGACAACCUCUCACCCCCACGGCGAUCCGAACGGCGAGUAUCUCAAAUGCCAUUCGGGCGAGCUAUACUACAUCUUCGGCAACCUAGCCCGACAAGGCCUACCUAUGCGGGACGAAUUUGAUCUGUCAUUCGAGCGAUUCGUUUUAGACUCCUUUAGCUCGUUCGCAAGAUCGUUCGACCCUAACCCUGAUGUCGAGUUUCUCAAGGCCAGGGGCUUCCAGAGCACGUUAGGGGAAAUCGAGCGUUCUGGGAGGUGGCAGCCCUCCACCUCCGAGGGGGGGAUGACAAGACGGAUCUUGCAAUGGCCCAGCGUUCAGGAGCCGUUUAUGGAGGCGGAGCAAUGCGAGUAUAUAGGUUUGGCUUGGGACCAGUAGGUAGGUAGGUAGGUAGGUAGGUAACUCUAUCGUACGCGCCACCAUACAGAAAAUAGACUCUAUCAAACCACAAUGCGGGAAUCUUAUUCCCAAGCCACCCG